Diversispora eburnea is the source of this 966-nucleotide messenger RNA. The record is from the annotation of a GenBank genome assembly. Lineage: Eukaryota; Fungi; Glomeromycota; Glomeromycetes; Diversisporales; Diversisporaceae.
AUGGUGGAAAUCUCAGAUCUUACAUUACUUAAAGUUGCAAUAUAUAAUGCAUUUGUUAACUAUGGACACAUUCAUUCGCCAAAACCGAUAUGGAAAAAUCCCUGGGUCAUUGGAGGAGCAACGGCUCUUACAGGAGCACCAUUUGCAGCUACAAUUGUUGGAGCCUUAGGAUUUGGUUCUGGAAGUAUUGCAGCGGGAUCAUUUGCCGCAUGGUUUAUGUCAUUAUACGGUAGAAAUGCAUCUUCAGGAAAUGUAUGUGCAAUUCUACAAUCAAUCGGGGCAGUUGGAUUAGGUAAAGCGGGCGUGGUAACCACUGGUACUACCAGUGUAGCUAUUGGAGAGGGUCUUGGUAAAUUUUUUGGAGAUCGCACGUUAUCUGAAUCCGAGGAAAAAACUUUUGAAAGUUUUAUUAAAAUUGAAUUGAUUGAAGAUUGUUAUAGUGAAAAUUACGAGACAAUUGUUAAAAGUAGUAAAGUUGUAUUACAUCUUUAUAAGAAAGUAUUGGAAAAUGAAAAGAUAGUCGAAACUUUUUUACAAGUAAUAUUAAUAGUAACACAUUUUACAAAUUCAAAAUAUUUUGAUUUUAUGGUAGACAGUCAAGAUAUAGGAGUAGAAUCAUUGAAAGGAUGUAUUUAUCUAUUACAAAAAUUGAUUCAAACUUAUAAUGGAACGAGGGUUAGUGUAUUAUCGGAAAAUAAAGUAGCAGGAAACGUUCGUGGGUAUUCUUUGGAUCUUUCAGAUUAUGAAGUUCCACCAGAUCUUUUGCCAAUUGUCGAAGAGUGGAAACGUAAUUGUCAGGAAAAUAAUGAUAGCUCUAAACACAUUCAUAUUUCAUAUCAUCCAUAUACUAGUAUCAAUUGCUGUAUUUGUUAUUGUAUUUAUCGUGUUUAUCGUUAUUUCUUUCAAGAUCAUAAAUUUAAAGAGGAUGAACAAUUUAAUAGAUUAGGGACUGAUAAAAGAAAAUGA